Molecule: messenger RNA, 1363 nt
Organism: Mytilus trossulus (common blue mussel)
Lineage: Eukaryota; Metazoa; Mollusca; Bivalvia; Mytilida; Mytilidae
Exons: 2
Coding region: 127-1152 (341 amino acids)
Source: RefSeq, a predicted model, not a curated record
UGUUAUGUAUAUAUUUAUUUUUAGUUUUGACGUCAAUUUUGUAAACAAACAUAUACCGCAUACUGAAAAGAAAUGCUGAUUUGUCAUUUUAUCGACUAAAUACGGUAGCCCGUAUGUCAUAACACAAUGGGAUCGUUACUUGUAACACCGUCGUCGGGUAACCGACGAGAUAUACAAACACAGAAUAACCAUUCAGAAAGAGAAGUCUGCGAAGAUUCGACAUUGGAAGAUAUUUGUCCAAAGAGACAACUAUACUCUACAAACAAUUAUUAUCAGUACUACACGGGACAGCUAGGACCAAAUCACUUCUUUCAUUUAUACACCGAGUUGUGUGGAAUAUCUAUUUACGGGGAGGAGUGUGAUUUAGAAUGGAAUUUAUUAAGACUUUAUUUAGGCCAUGGAUACAGGCAUAUAGAUAUUGUGACCUGCGAAGACUUUGUUGAGAAAACUACCAUGAGGUAUCUUCGGAUCGGGAUCAAUUUUGGUGAGGAGCUUGACGAAAUGGAUUUCCGAACAGAAGUAGAGAAAAAGAGAUUAGAAGAAUUCGGCAAAAUAGGUAGUAAACUUUUAAAAUACCCAUCUCAUGGACAACAACUAUUUUGUACAAUUAAGACUGGUGAUAUGUACACUGCUACAUUUAUGAAAUUCCCCUUCAUGACAGAAGUAUUUAAUCAGUUACAUCUGUCAACUAGAUCCACACUUAUGUCGACAACCGAAGCCCGUCUCAAAACAUGCAAAAGACUUCAGAAUACAUACGAUGCAAGCGUGGAAGACUUUGCAUACAACCUUGCUGAAGCGGGUCUGUAUCUCACUACAGACGCAGUGCUUUCACAGUGUUUUGAAUGCGGUGGAUUAGUAAACAUUGGAAAAUUAGACUUUGAUCCCUGGCACAUGCAUGCAAAAUAUCACCCAUGCUGUCCUUUCUUACUAGAAAACAAAAGACAAGAUUACGUGGACAGAAUAAGGAGGGAGUUCAAGAAACAAGUUGUCCUUAAACCACGUUGUAUUUUACAAUUCGACAAUCGAUGGCAUGCACCGGAUACGGAGGAGAAUAACGACGAUACUGAUUGGACAGAUUCAGGGUCAGAGUGUAGUGACUAUUACUCCGAAAACUCGGAAAAUGAAGAAAACAAUAUUGAUGAUGGAUGGUAAAUUUGAUAAUUGUUUUCUGUCUUCAGAAAUCCAUUCCAAAAACUAUGUUGCGUAUUUUCCAGGAACAGGCAGUGCUUAAGCUUUAUCAUGAUAGAAAUUAUUACCUUCUGAUUUAUAUUGAAAUGUUUAGAAAAUAAGAAUAAUGAAACUUUGAGUUUCAUACAUUAGAACUUUUUAAGUUUCACUAGAAACUGACAUUAGUGUGAUUCAU